Danio rerio (zebrafish) is the source of this 1462-nucleotide messenger RNA. The record is from RefSeq and is a predicted model, not a curated record. NCBI's taxonomy places the organism in Eukaryota, Metazoa, Chordata, Actinopteri, Cypriniformes, Danionidae.
UAUUUUACACUUUUGUAAACAUCACCAACUCUUUCUGUUUCCUUCUUGAGGUGCUGAUCCGCCGGCGCCCCCUGCUGUACGUGGUAGGUUUACUGAUCCCGAGCAUCUUCCUCAUGGUGGUGGAUGUCAUCAGCUUCUAUCUGCCUCCAAACAGCGGGACUCGCAUCACCUUCAAGACCAGCAUUCUCCUGGGUUACACUGUAAUCAGAGUCAACCUGAUGGAUGAAAUCCCAGCUACAGCCAUUAAAACACCUCUCAUUGGGGUCUUCUUUGCCGUCUGCAUGGCACUGUUGCUGCUGAGUUUGGCCAUGUCCAUUUUUGUGGUGAAGCUGUUGCAUUAUAGUGAGAAGGAAGUGAAGGAGAUGUCCAUGUCUGCUUGCCUACUGGAUAAAUAUGGCUCAAUGGACCAGAGCCUUGAGAGCACAUUCACUUCCAUGAAGACGCUGGAUGAAGUGGACCAAUCAGGGGGUAGGAGAGAAAGCUAUGAGUUUGAUCUCUCUCCAGAGCCAGACCUGUUCUCUCUGACUGAAGUGUCCAGCAGUGAGUCUCCACUGGAGAAGAUUCUACAGGAGGUGAUGUCUCUCAGACUGUACCUGCAGGAGGAGGACACAGAGGCCACGUCACAGUCUUACUGGGUGCAGCUGUGUCUGAAAGUAGACAAAUUGCUCUUCUGCAUCUACUUGCUUCUCGUCUUCAUCUAUGUUAUGACCCUACUGCUGCUGUGGCAUUCCUGGAGCUCAGCCUGAAAGUCUAAAUCCGGUGGUAAAGAAGAGCUGUAAUGAAAAGAGAAAGAGAAACACAAAAGCAGAGAGUUUAAGGGUAUAGUUACACUUCAUUUUUUAUUUAUUUAUCCCCCACCCCCAACCCUUAAAAGUUGUCUCACAACCACUGUUCCAGAACAUUUGAAGAGGUUUUGGAUUAUAGAAAAAAAUGCUGUGAAUAAUGGCUAGUUUCUUGCUGCAUACUUAUUAUGUAACAUAAGAUCUCAAUGUAUCAUCAGAAGCUUCUGGACUCUUAAAAUGCCAUAAAUUUGCAUUUUAUGAAUCAAGGAUCACAGUUUCAUCCAAUAAGUUUCUACUGUAAAAAAUUACAGGCUAAACAUCAUUCUCAACAUUAGUUUUAAAGUUUUAAUGCAUUUCAGUUAUUAGUAUUAGAAGAUUAAUUAUACUUGAGUAAAUUGACUAAAAAAAGAAAAUUAAAAAGAAAAUUAACAAAAAAAAUAUUGUUUGCAUACUGAGACAAAUAUAUAGUAGCUGGUACCUGAACUUUUCCUUUUGGAAUAUAAAAUAGCUGUGAGCAAGUUGUUUUUGUGUAGUGUGUGAUUUUUGAUGUAAAGAAACUUGUAUUUGUAUAUAAUCUUUUGCUUUCUGUCAAUAAUAACGCUGAAAUAUUUAGCAUUUUUCAUUGCACUUAAAGGGAAGAAACUGUCUUAUGGAAAUAAAUUACCAUUAAUAAACAUGGA